AUGAGUAUGUUAUGUGACGAUGGGGGCUGUACCGCCGGGCCACUGGUCCAACAGGCCUUCACUGCCCAGGCGUUCGGGGUCCAGUCCCCCCUCCCGGUGGCCCAGGUCCUCCCUGGAGGCCAGCCCCUCAUCUGGGGCCAGGCCAACCUGUUCCCCGCCACCCAGCAGCAGUGGCUGCCUUGGCUGCUGGAGCUUUCUCCCCCCACCGCCUACCUCCCCGGCCAGCCCGUGGGUGCGCUGCCUGCCGCCAUGUUCCAGACCCUCACUCCCGUCACCGCCGUCACGCCGGCCGGAGACAGCCUUUUAGCUGCCGGCGGCGCGGCCUCGGGCCCUGCGCCCUCCUCCUCGUCGAGUCCGCAGCACGAGGACAGGGCACGGCUGAAGAUGAGCAAGGAGAUGUUCAAGGACUUCCAACUGGCGAAGCCUCCAGCCAUGCCUGCGCGGCGUGGGGAGCCGUCCGGCCUGUCGGGCACCUCGGACGCCUUCAGCUCCUACUUCAGCCGCGUGGGCACGGCCCAGGACACAGACGACUGCGACGACUUCGACAUCUCUCAGAUGAACCUGACCCCGGUCACCUCCACCACGCCCUCCACCAACUCACAGGAAGAAGGAUCCUCUCUACGCCCAGAUCAACAAAGCGAAGAAGUAAGGAGCCUCACAGGAAGACGUAUCUGACCAGCGCUGGGGAGAACAGGAGGAGAGAGACUCUAAAUGGCCCCCAGCUGUGUGUGUGUGUUUGAGUGUGUGUGUUUGAGUAGGUGUGUGUACGUGUGUAAGAAAAACAGGUGUCUCUCCCCAUCGCCCAUGGUACUGUUCUCCUGCAGCAGCUUGGCGGAACCUUCUCUCCUCUCCUCUGGCUAACAACCUCCCUGGAGAGAACCAUCCCUCUCUCGCCCCGCUCCUCCUCUCCUCCUGUCUGCUGUCGUUCCUCUCCACCCUCCUCCACUGGGAGGAGACCUUAGUGAUCCUCUCUCUCUCUCUCUCUCUCUCUCUCUCUCUCUCUCUCUCUCUCUCUCUCUCUCUCUCUCUCUCUCUCUCUCUCUCUCUCUCUCUGUCUUCUCUCCCUGUGGACACUCACACCCAGCCUUACACAAGUCUGAUUAUUCUUCUGCACCUCUCCCUCCUUCUCUCUCUCUUCCCUCUCCCUCCUUCUCUCUCUCUUCCCUCUCCCUCCUUCUCUCUCUCUUCCCUCACCUUCUCUCUCUCUUCCCUCUCCCUCCUUCUCUCUCUCUUCCCUCACCUUCUCUCUCUCUUCCCUCUCCCUCCUUCCCUCUCCCUCCUUCUCUCUCUCUUCCCUCACCCUCCUUCUCUCUCUCUUCCCUCACCCUCCUUCUCUCUCUCUCUCUCUUCUUUCUCCCUCUGUCUCGGUCCCUGUUUCUGGCUAGAGACUUUGCUGCCAUGGAGGGCCUGGACCAAGCGGUGCCUCCCUUUCCCACACACACACACACACACACACACACUCGAGUGAUCAUUGGACAGAAUCAGCAUCUGUAGCAAGGGAUUCCUGUGAGAGGAGUGUGACUCUUAUGAGCCAGUCCGGACUGGUCUACUACGGCAUCUGAUUGGUCGGUUUGGGUGUUUCCCUUUCGUGCAAGUGUCUGCUGGAUCACUAUGCAGAAAAGACUCUGGGAGCUGUUCACCCACACCAACACACACACACAAUCACACACACACACUAACCGUGAUUACCUACACACACACACAGAGCGAUGACACACGUGUCCUUCCAGAGGGUUGGAGAGAGAAGGUGUGACUGAAAGGACUACCCGACGGCAUGGACGUUGCAAACCUAACGGAUUCUGUGAUUGGACUGUUCAUUCUCUAUAGCUUUUGUACAAUACUGAUGAGAAAGAAAAAAAAAGGGACAAAUUGAAAUGGAAUUUUUAUUUUAUAAAUCAAUCAAGCCGCUGGGGUCAACUCUAUAGGAGUU
This is a messenger RNA of Osmerus eperlanus (European smelt), 1930 nucleotides long. It is a transcript of the gene dab1a, whose product is annotated as DAB adaptor protein 1a. Gene Ontology annotation, biological process: lateral motor column neuron migration; ventral spinal cord development. The coding region runs from base 1 to 675 and encodes 224 amino acids. The record is from RefSeq and is a predicted model, not a curated record. NCBI's taxonomy places the organism in Eukaryota, Metazoa, Chordata, Actinopteri, Osmeriformes, Osmeridae. Gene Ontology annotation, cellular component: cytoplasm. The transcript has 4 exons.